AUGAUACAUGGACCAUGUGGUAUUUUGAAUCCUCACUCACCAUGCAUGGAAAAUGGUUCGUGUACAAAAAAAUUUCCGAAAGAUUUUCAAAAAGAAUCUCAACACAAUGCGAAUGGAUAUCCAUUUUAUCAACGUAGAGAUAAGGGUUUUAUUCAUGUCGGAGGUAAGCCAGUUGAUAAUCGAUACGUAAUCCCUUAUAACAAAUAUCUAUUAUUAAAAUUUAAUGCACACAUAAAUGUUGAAAUAUGUACAUCAAUAAAAUCCGUCAAAUAUAUUUUUAAGUACGUUUACAAAGGAUACGACUGCGCUAAUAUAGAUCUUAAAACUAAUUCGCUUCAAUCUCAUGAUGAAAUUAGAAUGCAUAUAAAUGACCGAUAUGUAAGUGCAUGUGAAGCCAUGUGGAGAUUAUUAGAAAAUCGUAUGCAUGAUCGAUCUCACGGUAUAAAUCGAUUAGCAAUACACUUGCCAUUUCAUCAACCGGUAUAUUUUAUAGAAGGACAAGAACGUCAGGCAUUAGAGAAAUCUGCCAGCAGAAAUACUACAUUAACUGCCUGGUUUGAAUUAAAUAAAAAUGAUGUUAAUGCCCGUCAAUAUUUAUAUGUCACUAUACCAUAUCAUUAUACUUUCAGCGCUAAUAAGUGGAAACUUAGACAAAGACAAAACAAUAUAAUUUCAAGGAUGUAUACUGUUGAUCCUAAAUCCGGCGAGAGAUUUUUCCUACGUUUACUAUUACUUCAUGUUGUUGGCGCCACAAGUUUUGAAUAUUUGAGAACUGUAAAUGGAGUUUUAUAUAAUACUUUUAAAGAGGCGGCUUUUAAAAGAAAUUUAUUGGUUGAUGACAAGGAAUGGGAAGCAUUUAUGGAAGAAGCGUUAACAUUUUUAAUGCCCAUACAGUUGCGUCAAUCUUUUGCCUUUAUUUGUAUUUUUUGUCAGCCAGAAAAUCCAAAUAACCUCUGGGAAAAAUUUAAAAAAUAUAUGAUAGAAGAUUUCGCACAUACCCAUACAGAUUCUAUUGCAAUUAAUAUGGCCUUAUCAGAUAUAGAAAAAGUAUUGCACGACCAUGGUUUUCGUUGUAGUAAUUUCAAUUUGCCUGUUCCUACUUUAAUAGCUCAGGAUGAUUUUUAUAAUAAUGAUCUUGAGGCAGCUGAGGCAUUGAAACUAAUUACUAAAUUAAAUUUUUUACAAAAAUCAGCCUUUGAUUUAAUCGUUCAAUCUAUCGAAAAUAAUGAUUUUCCUCAGCGUUGUUUUUAUAUUGAUGGUCCAGGUGGAUCGGGAAAACCUUUUUGUAUAAUACCCUAA
Gordionus sp. m RMFG-2023 is the source of this 1299-nucleotide messenger RNA. RefSeq lists its product as uncharacterized. NCBI's taxonomy places the organism in Eukaryota, Metazoa, Nematomorpha, Gordioida, Chordodea, Parachordodidae. The record is from RefSeq and is a predicted model, not a curated record. The transcript has a single exon. The coding region runs from base 1 to 1299 and encodes 432 amino acids.